AUGGAGGAUUGCGACCAAUCGCUCUGGCGGCCGUACCCCGUCGCACGGCUGCCGCAGCUCACGGCACACAUUGUCGAGGACCACCCCACGCCCGGAUGCGCGACCGUCACGCUCACGUCGUCGGACGAGGCCGCCGUGCCGUCAAGCUCGUUUGUCGCUGACUUUGCGACGCUGGCCAAGUGCGACCGCGGCCGCAAGUGCCUCGCUUCCAUCCAAACAAUGCUGCUCGAGAACCAGCCAGCGCACUUGCAGCUGCUCUUCCGCGUCAUGGCAGACAGCCCGCACAAGACCAGCUACGCCGCCUGGGUCGCGACGGGCGAGGCCAUCCUUGCAGACAUGGAUGCUGCAUCUGCCGCAUCUGCCUCCUCCUCGACCACAACCACGGCUCAAGAGACACAGGCUCAAGGGACGCAGGCUCAAGGGACUCAGCCGCUCCCUCAACUCGACACCCCAUCGCCAGCAGUUGUGGCCGCGAGCCUCGCCACUCCGACGACCGAGCUGCUCGCAGCAUCGCCCACAUCGUGGUAUCCACACAGCCGCACGCUCAUUCGUGUCAAGAGACCCGAAGAGUUUCUCCUGAGUGAAACUCGCGGGAAUUGGGACGACGGCAUCGAACGCUCGUACGCUGACCUGGUACUGAUGGCCUUGCGCGUGAUCGCCUACUACUGGCACGCCGGCCGCUUACCAUUCGAUCGCUACCUCAUCCAGACUGCGCAUAUUCCGACUCAACUUGUGAAGCUGGGGCGCGAUGUCGCUUCAAAGCAGAUGCUCGCUGAGAUUGUCGAAGGCGUCAACCAGCUCGGUCUGCCCUUGGACGAAGGCAUGAUCGACGGCGCAAACGAAGCGCGUGAUGCGUACGCUCUGCCGCAUUUGCGCCUCUACCCGCGAUUCGACUGGGACGAGUGGCAGACAUACCACCUGACCUGCCCCCUCCUCGUCCGGCACCUCUUCCUGGCUGUCUGGCACGGUGACAUCCCCAGCCUGAGACAGAAGCUCGGCCAGCUGUCGGCACUUGUUGACAGCGGCGCUCCGCUGCGCCAGGCGCUGCCGAACCUCAACUUUCAGUCAAAGAGCGAUAUCCCGGCUGCGGAAGUGUUGAGCAUUAUCGUCCAGCGAGUGUGUUUUGAUAACACGCCGCUCGAUGAGCGCUCAAGGAGGUGGUGGUAUUAUCUGCUCAGGAGCAAGACUGACGCUGACCGCACGCUCGCCUCUGUGCUGACCGGCGAGCUACUCACAAGUUGCAUUUCGCGCUGCCAAAGCCAUGUCACGCUCCUGCAUCUCGCGGUGCUGCGGCGCCAUGCUGAUGUGAUCCGCAUCCUGGUGAUGGAGUGCGGCAUGCCCGUCGAGCUCGGCCUUUGGGCCGCAGUGCGGUAUGGCCUCGUCGACAUGGCCCGGCUGAUGGUGGAACUUGGGGGGACGCCGACCCGUUUUCUUCUUGAUGGGGUCGUUCGCAACCUCGACUGCGACAUGCUCCGCUUCCUUGUCGCGGCUGGCGGCGUCGUCACGGCCCGGGAGCUCGCCGUGUACACCCUUGAGCACGACAUCCCACGCGCUGACUUCCUUCAGGCGUUGCUUGAGCUCGGCGCGCCCAUCGACGCUCAGGUGCCGGCUUGGUACUAUUAUCCGGCUUCUGACCGUACAAGACCACAUCUCGUCGAUCUGCUGCCUCGCCUGGCUGCCAAGAGCACGCGCAUCGUCCCGCUGCUGCUGUCAUACGGGGUGCGGAGAGGAGCACGAGCUGCACUGCAACACGCUCUCCUCGCACGCGAUCUGGAGGUCUUCCGACUGCUGCUGCAGUCCAUCCCCGUAUCCGAGCUCGAUAUGCAUCUGUGGACCGAGUUUAUCCCCCGGUGGCUACCCGAGUCAUUCAGGCCACUCUCGCCAGCUGAACAAACCCGUUUCAUACUCGCGAUCGUGGAGUACGGGUUGCCACUGCCCAGCGCCCUUCCCGCUGCCGACGGAACGGAGUUUGACUUGUUCGCCAACCGCAAAUCGUACGACCUUGCUGGACUCUCGGACACCGAGAAGAGCAUUUACCGAGGUGCGCAGUUCGCUGCGUCUUCCGUUGCCUUCAGCGAGGACACUGCGGCCAUUCGCAUGCUCAUUGACCACGGCAACGGCGCACCCUGGCUUUUGUUGCUUUGUGCGUCUGUUCGGCCUGAGUGCCCCGACCAGUUGCUCUGCCAAAACGUUGAGCUGCUUAUUUACGCCCUGUCGCGACUGGAGCACGAUGCGGCUGCGCUUGUGAGCGAGCUGUGUUUGCUCGAAACAGCUUGCGAGUUACGUUCGGCCAGUUGUGUUCUCCUUUUGCGGCUACUUGGCAUUCCAGUCAACUAUAGCCGAGAAGAGUUACUUGCCCGGUUUCGCGCUGCGGUCGCGCGCCAGCGCCGUCGUGACAUGACAGUGACGGAAAUGCUGAUGGAGCCUUGGGCGCAAGUCUGGAUUGCCAUGCUCACUCCCCCCAAGAUGUCGCUGUUGAAUAGUGCUCGCCGGGCGCUCUUCCGCGCGCCGCAGCCGUUGCGCCGGUUUCUGUAUGAUGACGCCCAGCAUACGUUCGGCGAUUUGUACGAGCCGAUUCCGCCGUCGUCGGAACUACUCACGGAGGCACGCGUGGAUGUAAACAUGAGGCGAGCCACGCGGUCACCCGUUUGGUGGCUGUUGAGCCUGCUGGUCGUCGCCCGGGUCUCCUCUGGGCAAGAGCAAGCCGCAUGCACUUUCUGCACGUGCGUCGGAUCGCCCGUUAUCGAGGUCAAAAAUUGCAACGACGCACUCAUCACCAUUCCCUCCAAUAUUCCGACCACGGUGAAAAACAUGUGGAUUGAUAACACGUUCAUUCGGUUUAUUCGACCCGCUGCAUUCCGUGAUCUUUCUUCGCUGACUGUGCUCGGCUUGUAUGGGAACCAAAUUUCGGUCAUCCCUGCCAAUGCUUUCUCCGGUCUUGUGAGUUUGAAAGUUUUGGACUUGCGCGAAAAUGGCAUUUCCGACCUGUCCGCGAGAGCGUUUACAGGUCUUUCAGCGCUGACAUUACUCCAAUUGUCUUGGACCGGUCUCACAACGGUUCCGCGCGGAAUGUUGGCUGGCCUUACUUCUCUGCAACGUUUGGAAUUGCAGAACAACUUGCUUUCUACCUUGCCUCCUGGGUUGUUCCAGAAUCUGUCUGCAGUUACACAAGUGGAUUUGUCAGGGAACUCGUUUGGCGCGGUUGCCCCUCCCAGCACGUACCGAGUCUUAACCAGCUUGAAUAAGUGUGAUGCAGCGUGUGCCACUUGCUAUGGAGCGGGCCCAGAUGCAUGCUGCGCCGCCUUCUGCCUUUCAUGCAACUCGACCAAGUGCACAUCGUGCUAUGUCGGUUCCGUCAUGGUGGACGGUGUUUGUGGCCCACCGGCACCUCUUCAGAUCAUUGCUGCCAGCUUCCCCGCCACAGCUUUGGAAGGCAACGAAAUUCAAGGAGUUAUUACCCUCCACAAUUAUGGGAAUACCUCGUUGGACAACGUUAAGUUGGGAAUGUACCCCGGGUACGGUCUGCAGCUGGACCUGUAUGAUCAGCAACAAAAGCCUGUGCCCUAUCUGCUGCAAGCUGAAGUUCAACAGGCGAUAACUAGACUUGCAUCGGGGACAUCAUCGCUUGACGGGUAUAUCGACGAUAUCGGACAAGUUUCCCUUGCUGCAGGUCAAACUCUGGCAUUCCCUGUCAAGUUCGUUUUUCAAGGUCCCGCGUUUCCCCUUCUCUUUUUCUCUCGUUACGACGCUUGGUCUCUGCUCGUCCAAGAUACCAGCAACUCUGUCGGUGUGAUUUGGCGGAUUGAACCGCAAGAAACCAACAUUGCCGUUUCUCCAAUCGCCAAUGAUGCUGAGCUUGUUUGUGGCUGCACACUGGCGAUCAACGAGAUGCCUGAACUCAUGCUUCGGCGGCCGCUGGCAAAGCACCUUGUCCCCCUCGACACGAACGCCGUUAUGGAUCGUUUUCAGCUUUGCGCUCUUGCUACGGGCGGUCGAGUUACACUGCUGAAUGUCACCACGGGCUCCAACCGCGCGUCGUGCCAGGAAUCGUGCUUCAACUCGCCAACCUGCUCCUCCUUCUUGACCAACGAUCCUUACGCUGCAAACACGGAUCGGAGCAUCCCACCGCUGUGCAUUUUGAGCGGGGCUGAUCGAUUCGACAAGCAGUACCGACCAAUCAACGCACUUCGCCGUGACACGUACCUUCAAGUCGACGACGUUAUUGCUGCACUCGAGCGCCAAUCUGAACAACAUCACGUCCUUUCGCACUUUCGACGCACGCUUCCCGGAUCGACCGUCUUCGUCUCUGGGUUUUACGUCGCCAGCGCGACGGCUGAUUUCCGGUUUGCGCUGUUGGUCAACCCCGCAUUGCCAACUAAUGAAUUGGAGUUUAUCGAAGCCGAAGUUCGCAUCUUGCUCAAGCCGAACGUGACGGCGAUGGACAUUGCGCUGCUUCGCAAGGAUGCCGACUUUUACUCGGAGCACUACAUGGCGCUUGCUUUCAAGAUGCCGAAUGAUGCCCUGUCUGAGCUGUCCUUCUCCAUGACUGCCGGCAACCAGUACUACAUUGAAGCGAUUUUGUACUAUCAUGGCCUGUCCAGUGGCCUCACCCGUCCCGCUGUCACGUUGGAAGUGUUUUCGACAAUCUAUGCUCCAAAGCUCACACCCGAGGUUGGAAACGCUCCCAUGGUGUUCUACCAUCCAGAGCGUGCACGCAUUGCUUUGGGUUGCUGGGCUGCUGCUGAACCCGAGUAUGCAACUCUGGCCUCGGCCCACCAACAGCUUGAAUUGGAGGCUUUUGCAGUAACUCGCGAGCCGAAAGACGAGGAAUACUCCGCGUGCUUCGAGGCCAUGGAACUGAUCGAUGGCGAAGUGACCUUGCGUCUCAUCGGCCUUGGUGCUGAUGGCGUCACGCAACGCAACGUCACAGUCACAAUGUUGGCUCUGCCCUGCGACUCAGACUCGCCGCCCGCAUCGUGCGGCAUGCAAUCAAACACGCUACCCACAUCGUGCGGCUCAUUCAUCACCACGUUCAUUCACGACUUGGAUUCGCUUGAAUUUCUCAAUGUUACAGCUGACAUUGUGGCCGUGACCAUCAGUUCGUUCGUCAAUGCGAAGGCGCCAAAGUUCACGUUUACCUUCCCCUUCUCGGCUACCAAUGGGCAGUUGCAGUCGUUUAUUUCAGGAUUUCACACAGCAUCCUCCAAGACAACGAGCAUCUGCGUUAACAGUCCAUUCCACUUCAUCGACGCGGCGGCCGAGUUGGCGGCGGGUCGUUUCCGUGCUGCCAGCCUCAUCACAUACGGUUUUGAUCUUGCGACUCCUCGCGCUUCAGACCCGCUUGCUCUCUAUCCUUUGUCCAGUGCGGAUGAUGAGCGUCGCAGCCGCCGUAGCCGUCGUGAGGUUAAUUCACCCGAGUCGCAGUACCUCGUCGACCUGUCAAUUGCCGAGGACCAGCUGGAGUUUCUGGCAGUCGGCCGCGAGGCCAUCUGGCGCACAACUCCUUCGACCUCGCAGGCUGGCAAUGACACGCACAAUGAGCUCUAUACGGUUCCGGCUACGGAUGCACAGUAUGCCACAAGCAACAUCGGCAUGCCUGCCAUCAGUGCUUCCGGGUUGAAGCCCGUCUGGCGUGUUACCUUUGAUGCACCGGCUGUCGUACAUCGAGUCGAGCUCUCCAUUCCGACUGUGUACAUGGAUGAGCAUCCAGCGCACUACGCUGAGGUGUUUGAUAUUGUCCUGUACAAUUCUGCCGACCUGCCGCUUCGUUCGACUCGCGUCUUUGGCCAACGCACACACAUCUGGGCGAAUGUGGAUGCCACCCAGGCCGCUUACCUGGAGAUUCAGGGCGUCUCUGAUCGUGCUGUGCAGCUCGCACUUGAUCGCGUCCGUGUCAUUGGCGGCUUUGAGCGCGAUUGUCUCCCUCUUGUGUCGUUUGAUCUGGCAUAUCUUGCCAACGACAUUCGCUUGGCUGGCGAGGUGGUCCACGUCUCGAAUGCAUCACUGGGCGCUUCCGUUUUGGCCUCCAGUCCACAGAAUUACCUGGUGUACUCGGUGCUUUCUGACUGGCACCCAGCUAGUACGAGCUCACUGCCGCAGCUCAAUUCAGCCGCCAUCGCACAGCUCGACAUCACCAACAGCGACAACCAGCAGCGGGUUGUCACGGAUGCAUCCUUUGAGUCGGCACUCGAUGAUUUGGUGGCUUCGUGGCUGAAUGGUGAUCUUGCCAACAACGGACUCGCUCUCCGCCUCGACCUGGACCAAGUCGUUCCAGUUUCGGCGUCUCUCUGUGAGAAGCACGGUCUCCAGAAGCCAAACUCCACAACCUGCCCGAGCUGCAACUGCACUUCUGGAUGUGAGCUCAAGUGGGAAGUGUCGACGUGGUCAUCCUGUGAACCUGCGUGCGGCGCUGGCACUCGCACUCGUAACAUCACCUGUACUCGCCGCGAUCCAUCCCAUCCGCCGCAUUUCUGGCCCACUGCAACUCCAUCCGAAUGUGCACGUCUUUCUGAUCCUCCGAGUGCCCUCGAGUCGUGCUACUCGCGUGAUGGCUGCUCGAACGGCAAUGUCAACACAGGCCUCGAUCCAUCUGCUGCCGUUUGGCCAAUUCUCGCCAAGACCCGCAUCCUCGAACUCAACAGCACAAUCUCGCGUGUUGAAUCCUUGAUCCAACUAGGCGAGCCGCACCUCUCCGCCGAGUUGCUUGUUGCGCAGAUUGCUCGCGACACGCUGUCAGCGCGUUUCGAGAGCCAAGUUGUCGACUCACGCACAAGCAUGGACUUGGCCAAGCUGUCCGUCGAACUCGAGGUGGUCGAUCUGCAAAACGAGCUGUCUGCGUCCCACACUCGCCAAGAGUCCGAUCUGCCGACCAAAACGGUUGCUCUCGAGCAGCUGGAGCUGGACGCUCGUAUGGCAUCUGCACGAGCGACAAUCAACAUGCCUGGGAGUGGCGUGACGUCGUACAAGAACAUUGGCAUGCUCGGAUUCGGAUACCACAUCUUCAAGGGCAACCCUCUUCCGUCGUCCGGUGUCGAUCCCGGGUUCACCUUGCCUGUCCUCAAGGUGGAUUACUCGAUGCGUCGCAUGACCGCUGAUGGCAGCACGAUGCUUCCUGACCGCGUCGCCGUCAUUCCGUACGCUUCCGCGCAGUUUGACAGUCGUUCCCACCUCGUAACGACCUCGUCCGAGUACGCAGAAAGCUUGGAAGUGGACGUGUCCAUCGAAACCUCCUUCUCGUUCAGUGCUCUCGUUGAAGGUGGAGGUGCCAAGUUUUCGGCGUCGAACGACUACAAGCAGGCCUCAGAGAUGCAUCAGUCGUCCGAAUCUGUUUCAAUCACCACCAUUGGCACCGUCUUGACAUAUGUGGCAGAGUUCCUGGAUGACACGCCUCCGCUCGCCGACCAUGUCAUUGAAAUGUUCAACGCGCUCCCGCCGCCCGCGUGCUGUGAUGGUCUUGUGCUUCCCUCGCACGCUGGAGUGAGCAAGGAUCGUUCGGCGUGCACCGCAAUCCAUGCAAACUGUGGCGACCUUUACCUUCGGUUUUUGGACAAGGUGGGGACCCACACCCUCAUCGGCGUCCACAUGGGCGGGAAGUCCAUUCGAGUGUACACCAUGGCACAAACCGAGUUUGAGUCGAGCGUGGAACAGUCGGAUGCCUUCAAGUCAUCAUUGUCGCUUUCGUCUUCUGGAAUCGAGUCGAGCUCCAUCGACACGUCCUUGAGCAUCAACAAGCAAAGCUCCCUUAAGCAAGCCGUCAAGGAUCGCACCGAGUCCCGCCGCGAGACGUUCAUGGGUGGUGACCCAACCGCAGGCACAAAUGAUCCGGAAGACCCCACAAACAUGGACGGUGACAAAGAGUGGAGCACGACAGUGUCGAAGAAUCCAGUUCCGAUCAAGUACAAGUUGGUGCCCGUGCUGCAGGUGCUGGCUGUCGCGCGUUUGUCCAAUGGCACCAACCAGGAGCUUGUCGGCUUGAAGCUCGACCUUUUGACCCGUUUCUACUUGCAAGUGUGCGCAAGCACACCUGGUGCUGACUGCGAAGUCCCGGCCAAGGCGGACGAGGUGGGAGUGCACUUUGGCGACUAUGUCACCCUCUCUCAAGUCAUCUCGGCAAGCAAUCACAUGGUCAUGGCAGAGGACCCCAAGCAAGGCAGGCUGAUUGCUCGUCAGGUGCCAGCGUCGAACGAGGACGUGGCAGACACGCACAUGGACAUUGUCAACCUUCCUGAUGGCGUUGUCUGCUCGUCGUGUGGUGAUUCAAGCCGCUACUUUAAUGGAGAAGCUUGUACAAUGUGCAAGAAUCCACACACGACUUGUGCACCAGUCCAGCACGAGUCGUGGUCCGAGGUCAUCCAAUCUGCAAACCGUGCGAGCGACAAGGGACCGGCUGGCAUCUAUCAGGUCAAGGGCGUCUCUUUCGACCAGUGUAAGCAAGCGUGCAUGGAGCGUCCCUCAUGCAAGGCCGGCGUCUACUUGACCAAUGCAGCCCAUGUGGACCGCGCGGUCGAAUGUAACCUGUUCGGCGAUCACCCUGAGAACGCGUUUGUUCGGCGCGGUGGUGACCAUGACGACAACUGGUACAUCUUCCAGCGGUGGGGUUGCUACAGCGCACAGCAUCCAGACUUUUUCACUGGCUGGAGGGCCUACGGCGCCAGCUCCUUCCGAAAGCAGCCGGUCGUCGACGUGGGCCUCGAGCGAUUGCGCAUCAUUUCUCCGUCGAGCGUUACGACAGGCAUCUCUUCGCCAGUUACGUAUGGCCGUCUCUUCAUGCUCGCCACGUCGUCGGGACUGGUGGUGCGGUCGUUGCAGCGCGACUGGUUUGACAUUAAAGCAACGAACGAGCAGUUGAGCACACUGCCGCUUCGUUUCCGCUUUGUCAGUCGCACUGCGGCAACCGGCACUGUUGUCCACUAUGGAGACAAUGUUGCAAUUGAAGAGGUCAUUGUCACUGGCCAACUGAGUCCGUCCGACCAAGCAGCCUUGCUGCAACGAACGCGUUUCCAGCGGAUGGAGCCGCACUAUCUCACCAUCAACAGCGGCAAUGGGUUGGUUCCCAUCAGCCAGAAUAUGACUGUGCGCUCUCGUAUGCUGACAGAGAUUGGCGAUCUGGAAUGGACUGUUCACCUGUCUCGCAAUCCGACCAGCACGAGCCUCUCGUCCGUCACUCCGCUGUUGUCGUACAGCCGGCAAGGAGACGAUGUGCUGAGCCGCACGUUGCUGUUUUCUGCGACAGUUGACCUGCUCGAGAGUGCCGGCGUUGACGACUUGAACACGUUGCAAGCUCGCUUGACGUUUAACGAUCCCGUCACUCGCGACUCGCCAAUCGCUCAGUACCCAGGUCGCGACCGCCUCUCCACGAUCACCGAUGACGCCUUCCUGACCCGGCUCGAUUUUGUCGUGCAGCUGCUGCGUCCGACCACUGCCGGGCUUGCCUUGCAUCUGGCUUCCAGCUCCGACGCAAUCCUGACGUCCGGAAAUGCAGGCAUUGCGCGAGAGGUGAAGAUUUCCUCGGUGCGUAUUUCAACCCGCGGUCGUUCCAGUACUGCCUACCAGUUUGUUAUCAAGCUCGCCGAGCCAGCCCAUGAUGGCGACGUGCUGAGCGUUUCUCUCAGUUCUCCAGAGCUGGUCAAGUCCACCAGCCAGGGUGUGUCUGUGGCUCCCGCUGACAACCAAGCCCUGUCCGAGCUUGUGCUUCCAGUUCGCUUCCAGCUGAGCAACAACUCGAGCAUUGUGUUCCAUUCCACUUCAAACAACGGUGCCGAGACGACCGUGCCACUGACGUUUUCGACGGGUGUUGUGAAUGCGGAGCGUGACUUCCCCUCGGUGUCUGACUUUGUUGUGACGGACAGUUCUUCGCCGGCGCGUCUUUUGACGAUUGUUUCGGCGCAGUGCCAGGUUAUGAAUGGGACUGGAAACGCGCUGGUGUUGGACUCUGUUCGGCACGAGGCAGACGUUCAAUCGGGAUGCGUGCAUGUCCUUGUCGGAGUUGCGACCAGCGAUCGCAUGCACCUCACCUUGCCCUUGUACAUUGACGUCGUUCAGGCGCGUAUCCGUGCGGCCCAACGUGUCGAAUAUGCCGAGCGGCGCCGUGUGGCGUUUUAUGAUGAAUGA
Molecule: messenger RNA, 10110 nt
Organism: Capsaspora owczarzaki ATCC 30864
Lineage: Eukaryota; Filasterea; Ministeriida; Capsasporidae
Exons: 12
Coding region: 1-10110 (3369 amino acids)
Cellular component (GO): plasma membrane
Molecular function (GO): protein binding
Source: RefSeq, a predicted model, not a curated record